CCGGUGGAAUAUUCUAGCGGAUUCGUCUGUGGGGCUUUAAAAGCAGGCGCGCUCAGACGCAAAGUGAGAUACUUUGGACAGGAGAAUCAUUAUUGGAAUGCGAUAAACAGCCACUUUGUACACAUGAAGAAGUAACUAUUACAGAAGAGAGAUUUAUUUAAUACGAUUGUUUAGUUCCAUUCAAGACGUGGCAAUCAUUUGCACUAUUUCAGCAGCAUCUUUAGGUCAUUCCAGAUGUACAUACCCCAUCAGACAUGUGACGAUGGAUUUCGUCACGAUACCCAAACAAAAAAACCACACUAAAUGCGUCGCUCAGUUAUGUAUAAAGUCAUUGUGGAAAGCUCAGCCACCAGAGUUUACUCUGGCAAAAACUGUUGUGCUGUGGGCAGACAGACGCAGAGAGAACCAUGAUUCUGCUGACUCCAUCCUCUGGUUUCUUCCAGCACACCAAUAAGCUCUUUCUGAGCGAGCAGGCCACUGGUGUCCAGCUCAAGGAGUUUGUACGCAAAAAUGCAGCCAAUGCUCUGUCUAUGGCCAACAUGCUCAUGGGCAUGGCCUCUAUUCUCUGCAGCCUGAACGGCCACCAACAUGCUGCCUGCUGGCUGGUCCUGAUUGGCUACCUGCUGGAUUUGGCAGACGGGGCAGUUGCCAGGCGACUGGAUGCAUGCUCUGCACUAGGUGCUAAACUGGAUGAUUUUGCAGAUUUCACAACCUUUGGGAUUGCAACUUCAUUGCUCCUGAGGACACAUGCUUUAAUGGACAACAUCCUGUGCAUGUGCUAUGUCCUGUCUGUGAUUGUCCGACUCUGCUUCUUCUCCAGCGGCAUCCCCUUCAUGUACCGUGGCCUGCCAUGUAUCUACUCUUCUGCCAUCCUUGCCUGUCUCUCCCUGCUGACCGGAGGUAACAUGGUGAUCCUGCGGGUCACUGCUGUGGCCAUGAUCCUCUUUAUGGUCAACCAGGGAUUCUACCCUCACGACAGGGUCCUGGAGUCACAGGCCUGGAAGAAGGUGGUCUACGCUGGAGGAGUUGUCAUGGUGUUCUGUUCCUCUUUCCCUCCGGCAUGUGUGUACUACCUGUUGUGGUCUGUGUCCUACAUUUUGUUCCCAACAACACUAUGGAGCUGCAAAGUGUAGUAGGCAUUAAAGGCCUUGUUACAAAUUCACACUCGCACAUACAUGGCUUGUCAACAGGCUGUCCAGUGGGGUUAACUAAAGCGCCCAGACUGCUGCUGCUAGCUAUCCACAGCGGAUCGAAACAGAACGUAAGAGGACGUUGUAAUGUUUUUGUAAGAUUGAACUGCCUUUUUCAUCAUGAACACUUGAUGGAUAAUGUACUGUACUUUAGCCAUUUUGUUUUUGAAUAAGGUUUUGGGUAUCUGUAGCUAUUAUGUUUGUACAAUACAACUGCAGAGUUGUACUGUCUAGUGUGUGUACUGUAUCAUCCUUAUGCACAAAUUGUGCUUAAGAUUACUACAACAAUAAUACAAAAAAGUAUUUUCAGUCAUUAAUAAAGUCAUUGAGUAGCAGUUUUUACUGUAAAGAAUAAGAAAAUGUCAACAGUUUUUGCAGU
Molecule: messenger RNA, 1569 nt
Organism: Salvelinus sp. IW2-2015
Lineage: Eukaryota; Metazoa; Chordata; Actinopteri; Salmoniformes; Salmonidae
Gene: tmem269
Product: transmembrane protein 269
Biological process (GO): phospholipid biosynthetic process
Cellular component (GO): membrane
Molecular function (GO): phosphotransferase activity, for other substituted phosphate groups
Source: RefSeq, a predicted model, not a curated record